Messenger RNA from Propithecus coquereli (Coquerel's sifaka), 2463 nucleotides. It is a transcript of the gene DCX, whose product is annotated as doublecortin. Lineage: Eukaryota; Metazoa; Chordata; Mammalia; Primates; Indriidae. Gene Ontology annotation, molecular function: microtubule binding. The coding region runs from base 314 to 1411 and encodes 365 amino acids. Gene Ontology annotation, cellular component: neuron projection; axoneme. The transcript has 7 exons. The record is from RefSeq and is a predicted model, not a curated record. Gene Ontology annotation, biological process: neuron migration; axoneme assembly; photoreceptor cell development.
UUGCCUGUGCAAUCUUUUUGCUACCCUGCAAUUUCCUGUUGGUUAUAAAUGAAACCUUUCUAGCUGUUAAUGCAGGCUGUGAAUUGAAAAAAAAAAAGCAUGUAAUUAAUCAUAGGAGGUUGGGGGGAUUCACUAAGCCUGAGUUACAAGGGAGAAGCUGGACAAGGCACUAGGACCUAGAAGGCAUCCAUCCACCCUGGCAGGAAUUUCUUGCUUGGAGCUCAGACAACAAAGGCAUAGAGAGAUUGGUUUUCUUUCUCUCAGCAUCUCCACCCAACCAGCAGAAAACCGGUCUUUGAGGUUUAACCAAAAUAUGGAACUUGAUUUUGGACACUUUGACGAAAGAGAUAAGGCAUCCAGGAACAUGCGAGGAUCCCGGAUGAACGGGCUGCCUAGCCCCACUCACAGCGCCCACUGUAGCUUCUACCGAACCAGAACCUUGCAGGCACUGAGCAAUGAGAAGAAAGCCAAGAAGGUACGUUUCUACCGCAAUGGGGACCGCUACUUCAAGGGGAUUGUGUACGCUGUGUCCUCUGACCGUUUUCGCAGCUUUGACGCUUUGCUGGCUGACCUGACUCGAUCUCUGUCUGACAACAUCAACCUGCCUCAGGGAGUGCGUUACAUUUACACCAUUGAUGGAUCCAGGAAGAUCGGAAGCAUGGAUGAACUGGAGGAAGGGGAAAGCUAUGUCUGUUCCUCAGACAACUUCUUUAAAAAGGUGGAGUACACCAAGAAUGUCAAUCCCAACUGGUCUGUCAACGUAAAGACAUCUGCCAAUAUGAAAGCCCCCCAGUCUCUGGCUAGCAGCAACAGUGCCCAGGCCAGGGAGAAUAAGGACUUUGUGCGCCCCAAGCUGGUGACCAUCAUCCGCAGUGGGGUGAAGCCUCGGAAGGCGGUGCGUGUGCUUCUGAACAAGAAGACAGCCCACUCAUUUGAGCAAGUCCUCACUGAUAUCACUGAAGCCAUCAAACUAGAGACCGGGGUUGUCAAAAAACUCUACACUCUGGAUGGAAAACAGGUAACCUGUCUCCACGAUUUCUUUGGCGAUGAUGAUGUGUUUAUUGCUUGUGGUCCUGAAAAAUUUCGCUAUGCUCAGGAUGACUUUUCCCUGGAUGAAAAUGAAUGCCGAGUCAUGAAGGGAAACCCCUCAGCCACAGCUGGCCCAAAGGCGUCCCCGACACCUCAGAAGAGUUCAGCCAAGAGCCCUGGCCCCAUGCGCCGAAGCAAGUCUCCAGCUGACUCAGGUAACGACCAAGACGCAAAUGGAACCUCCAGCAGCCAGCUCUCUACCCCCAAGUCUAAGCAGUCUCCCAUCUCUACGCCUACCAGUCCUGGCAGCCUCCGGAAGCACAAGGACCUGUACCUGCCUCUGUCCUUGGAUGACUCAGACUCACUUGGCGAUUCCAUGUGAAGGAGGAGAGAGUGUUCAGAGUCCAGAGUACAAAUCCAAGCUUACCAUUACAGUAGGGUACUUCUGCUCAAGUGUCCAACAGGGCUAUUGGUGCUUUCAAAUUUUUAUUUUGUUGUUGUUGUUGUUUUGAAAAACACACUGUAAUAUGUUGGGUUUAUUUUCCUGUGAUUUCUCCUCUGGGCCACUGAUCCACAGUUACCAAUUCUGAGAGAUAGAUUGAUAACCAUCCUUUGGGGUAACCUUCCAGGGAUGCAAAAUGUGCUAGUCCAUGACCUUUCUAUGGAAAGCUUAGGCACCUGCAUUAUUUUUGCCCCGUCUCACUUUGCUCAUAUGCUCUAGUCUUUCUUCUGUGGAGUGCUGUUUACAUACAUAGCACUUAAAAUGUUUAUGUGGGGAAAAAAGCUCAUUGGCAGAUCCAAGAAUGACCAACACAAGUGCCCCAUGUCUCCCGAUCUCAAGGAUGCUGGAGGAUCCCAGGAGGACAGCAAGGCAGCUCCCCAGCUUUGCUUUUCCCUCCUGAUUGAGCCCUGGUUUGUUGUCCAGCACUAGUUCUGGCUGUCAAGGGGGAGAAUCACCAGCAACUUGUAAUUGUGACACCAGAUGCUUAGGACACCGGUGCAGGGCUAGCUAAAAGAGACUAGGCAGAAUUGGUAAUUACAGCAGACAUUUCAGUAGAGUUUAUAAAGCACAGAUUCCUGGUCAACCUCUCCACUGGGGCAAUUUGGAAUCAAGAAGCAAUUGAUAAGAGUUGGGAGUAAGAGACUUAUAUGCCUGAUUCCUCUAGGAGGCUUUCUAACAUACCAAGUUGUUACAUGAACUGUAUGGUAUCCAUCUAUCUCUGUUCUAUUGAAUGCCUUGUAAACAGCCAACACUGAAAACACUGUGAGAAUUUGUUUUCAGGUCUGACACCUUUCAGUCGCUUUUUAUAGCAAGAAACCAAUAUCGUUUUUAUAAAAACUCGUGUCUGUAUUCAGGAGCAAACUCUUCAGGCUCCUUUUUUAUAAACUGGUGAUUUUUCUUUUGUCUAAAAAACACAUGCAGAAAAUUUACCA